This is a messenger RNA of Gasterosteus aculeatus aculeatus (three-spined stickleback), 2322 nucleotides long. RefSeq names its product muscle segment homeobox 3 (gene msx3). Gene Ontology annotation, molecular function: DNA-binding transcription factor activity, RNA polymerase II-specific; RNA polymerase II transcription regulatory region sequence-specific DNA binding. Gene Ontology annotation, biological process: embryonic morphogenesis; regulation of transcription by RNA polymerase II. Gene Ontology annotation, cellular component: nucleus. Lineage: Eukaryota; Metazoa; Chordata; Actinopteri; Perciformes; Gasterosteidae. The record is from RefSeq and is a predicted model, not a curated record.
GCUGCCAUUAUAGGCCCGGCCUAUCACAAACUCUCAGCCAGGGCCACGUGGGAACAUCCACAGACUGAUAGGCAGGCAGAUAGAUGAGAGAGAAACGCAUGUCACUUCAAUGAAGAAGAGGGGAGUGCGUGCGUAAAAAGUUUAACACGCAGCCACGCAACAUUGGACCGGGGACGAUCAAACAUUUCCCAGAGUGAAAACGCGAAUAGACUGAGAAGUAACGCAGAGAGCUGCAGGGAGAUUGGUUGUAUGGCACCUCAGCUGUGCGUAAUGAAUCCUCCGCAAGGAUCCCCGCCCUCGGCUGCUCCGGGGGAGACCCCACCGGAGGAUCGGGUCACCGGCGACAUGCGAACUGACGAGCUGGACCUGUCACCCACCAGAAGGCGUAAAACCAAAAGUUUAGACAUACCUUUCAGUGUGGAAUCGCUCAUAUCGGACAGGACGCCAGACAGAAGCCUCCGCUCCCCCGAGCCUGGUUCGUGCUGCAUCCGGACGGACGAGACCGAGUGCGCGUCACCGGGAGGACCUGAUCGGUCCAAACCGGAGGCGACGCACGUCGGCGACAAGGAGACGAGCCCCUGGUUUCAGCCUCCUCACGCAUCUCUUCCAAGCGACUCCAUAAAUAUACUUCCAGGAGUUCCAACCCCGACCUCGUGCAAUCUAAGGAAACACAAGAACAACAGGAAACCCAGAACUCCCUUUACAACCUCUCAGCUGCUUUCUCUGGAGAGGAAGUUCCGUCAGAAACAGUACCUCUCCAUCGCAGAAAGAGCGGAGUUCUCCAGCUCACUCGGCCUCACGGAGACCCAGGUCAAGAUCUGGUUCCAGAACCGCCGGGCCAAGGCCAAGAGGCUGCAGGAGGCCGAGCUGGAGAAGUUCAAGCUGGCCGCGAAGCCGCUGCUGCCCGCCUUUGCCUUUCCGUUCCCGCUGAGCGCACCCAUGGGCGCCGCGUCCCUCUACGGGGCCCUGAACGCACCGCGACCGGCUUUCCCCGUCCCAGGACUAUUCGGUGGACCAUACGGGAUGUACUACUUGUCUUAACGCGCUCAACCUUUAAAACUGCAUCGGUUGGGAAAGCUGUCUAUAAAAAAAAAAAAGCCUUAAUACAGCAAACAACCAACACUGAACAAGUAUCAGUUGAGUCGACCUCUCUGAAGCCGUUUAAAUACAUUUAAAAUAUUUUGUUAUAAUGACAAAUGUAUAUUUUUCAGACUUUUUUCCAUUUUGAAAACAAUCUAUUCAUUCAGGGAACAUAAACAAGUUGUCCCUCAAUUGACAUUUUUCAUUAAUUUUAUGAAGAAUUGAAGAUUCUCUUUACAGUAAAUGAUUUGUUGUCAUUUUUGCAGUGUAUUUAUUAAAAUCUUUUCUUCUUUUCUUCAACUUAGGACAUAGCUAAACUCACUUAUAGGCAUCUUUAAAAUAUGAGCCGUUGUAUUCCGUUAGAGAUAUUUCUUGAAUAGUGUUUUUAAUGUUGCAAGAGAUAACAUGAUUAUUUAUGAAGCUUUGGAUUCAAAUUAAAAGUUUGGGCUUCAGUCGACCCCUCGGCAGUCAAAAAGCAGGAGCUUAUAUCACACUCAAACUGUUUUCUGAAAGUUGAAGCUAAACGCUACCAAAAAUGUUGACGGUUGAUAAAGUGGAGGCUAUAAAGAGGGGAAUUAAAAAGAAUGUGCAGCACAAUUUGUCCGAAAGUAAAUCCCCAUGAUAAGCUGAUGAUCUUCAAUAGUUCUUAAUAACAAGAACCACCACUGCAGUGCCCAUUAGUGCCUUUACCUCCACGUUGUAAUCAAAUGAAAUGUCUGUAAAAAAAUAUAUUUUAGAAAUGUAAUCUUCAAAAUGUUACUUCUGAAAUACCUUUACCAUUUUAGGGGGCUGUUCUAUAUUCCACGGUGACUUUUUUCCAUGUUAAUGUGAACGGUAAAUUCAUAUAAUAUCUAAACAGAAAACGUAUUUUUGAUUUGUUUCUAACAAAUCAUUUUCCCAGGUUCAGAAAUAUAAACAUUUAUAAAAUAAAUAUGCUUUACAAUUGUCAUACACAUAUUGUAUACAUUUGUUUUACAUUACCUCAAAAAUACUUUUUUUGCACAGAUGUUCAAAUCGCGCUUAGCAAACAGUUUCAUUACUAUAGACAUUCAGCUAUUUUUGCAAACACUCUUAAGGUCUAAACAUGGCUGAUGGACGGGUCAGUCAUCAAUGCACAGUGUAUAUCUGAUGGAUGAAAAGAUGUUUUGUACAAUGGUUGAAAUAUAUUAUGUAAAUUCUGAUAAUUAUUUUUCUCUCCCACGAGAUUCCUCAUCACUUGUCACUUAAAGAUUUCCUUGAUCA